GCGAGUGCCUCACAGCCGCAAUAUGGGGGAACACAGCCUGGAGCUGGCUUCCAUGAUCCCGGCCCUGCGGGAGCUGGGCAGUGCCAGUUCCGAGGAAUAUAACACAGUUGUACAGAAGCCACGGCAAAUUCUGUGUCAGUUUAUUGAUCGAAUUCUUACAGAUGUGAAUGUUGUUGCCUUGGAACUCAUAAAGAAAACGGACUCUCAGCCAACCUCUGUGAUGUUGCUUGAUUUCAUCCAGCAUAUCAUGAAGUCUUCCCCACUGAUGUUUGUAAGUGUGAAUGCAAGCCAUAGUCAAAAUGAGGCCAAAGGCAGUUGUAUCGAAUUCAGUAAUUGGAUUAUAACAAGACUUCUGAGGAUUGCAGCAACUCCAACAUGUCAACUGUUACACAAGAAAAUCUGUGAAGUCAUCUGUUCAUUAUUAUUUCUUUUCAAAAGCAAGAGUCCUGCCAUUUUGGGGGUACUGACACAGGAAUUAUUGAAUCUUUUUGAAGACUUGAUUUGCCUCCACAGAAGAAAUACAAUGGGAUACUUUGUGGAAUGGCCAGUGGUAGUGAGCCGAUUUGUAAGUCACAUAGACGAACACAUGGGACAUUUACAACCAGCUCCUUUGCAGGUUUGGAGUUGGCAAAAUCUAGAAUUUAUUGAAGACACUUUAUUAACGGUUCUUAUUCGUAUCAUUGCAGUUGUGUUUUUCAGAAGGCAAGAACUCUUACUUUGGCACAUAGGUUGUGCUCUGCUAGAGUAUGGUAGCCCAAAGAUUAAAUCCUUAGCAAUUAGUCUUAUAACCGAACUCUUUGAACUUGGGGGACUACCACAACAACCAGCCAGCACUUUUUUCAGCUCAUUUUUAGAAUUAUUAAAGCACCUUGUAGAAAUGGAUGCCAACCAACUGAAACUUUAUGAAGAGCCAUUAUCAAAGUUGGUGAAGACUGUAUUCCCCUUUGAAGCAGAAGCUUAUAGAAAUAUUGAACCUGUCUAUUUAAAUAUGCUGCUGGAAAAACUCUGUGUCAUGUUUGAAGCUGGCGUGCUUAUGCAGCUUAAGUCUGAUUUACUAAAAGCAGCUCUGUGCCAUUUACUGCAGUACUUUCUUAAAUAUGUGCCAGCUGGAUAUGAAUCUGCUUUACAAGUUAGGAAGGUCUAUGUAAGAAAUAUUUGUAGAGCUCUUGUGGAUGUGCUUGGAGUUCAGGAAAAUGCAGAGUACUUAUUGGGACCACUUUAUGAAGCCUUAAAAAUGGAAAGUAUGGAAAUCCUUGAGGAGAUUCAGUGCCAAACUCAACAGGAAAGACUCAGCAGUAAUAGUGAUGGAAUCUCACCCAAAAGACACCAACUCAGCUUGUCCUUGAUUUCUUCCAAAAGAGCACAAACACAGACUGAAGAAAUUAAACAUGUGAAUAUGAGCAAAAAGAGCAUGUUAUGGAGUGCACUGGAACAGAAAGCCGAAUCCCUUCAGGUUCUUCUUGAACCCAGCAGUCUGAAUAAUUCUGUUAUUGAGACUUUAGAAGGAAUCGCUGUUGUCCUGCAACUCACCUCUCUGUGUACUGUUCACUGUUCUCACCAAACUAUGGACAGCCAUACUUUCAAGGAGUCCCAAUACAAAUGUAAGAAGAAACCUUCUGUAGUGAUAACUUGGAUGUCUUUGGAUUUUUGUACAAAAGUGCUAAAGAGUUGUAUGAAUUUGUUAGAAUCUGUUCAAAAACCUGACUUGGCCACAAUCAUUGAUAAAAUAGUGAAAAUAUAUGAUGCUUUGAUUUAUAUACAAGUAAAAAGUUCAUUUGAAGAUGAAAUUCUGCAAGAUAUUUGUGGAAUGCUCUCACUGCCAUGGAUUUAUUCCCAUUCUGAUGAUGGCUCUUUAAAGUUGACAUCAUUUGCCACUAGCCUUCUUACAUUAAGCCAGAGGAUUUCAGAUAGCUACUCACCACAGGCACAAUCACGGUGUGUGUUUCUUCUCACUCUGUUUCCAAGGAGGAUAUUCCUGGAAUGGAGAACAGCAGUUUAUAGCUGGGCACUGCAGAGCUCCCAUGAAGUAAUCCGGGCUAGUUGCGUUCGUGGAUCCUUUAUCUUAUUACAGCAACAGAGUUCUUAUCACAGAGUCCCCACGAUUCUUAUAGAUAAAGUCAAAGACGAUUCAGACAUUGUCAAGAGAGAAUUUGCUUCUAUACUUGGCCAACUUGUCUGUACUCUUCAUGGCAAGUUCUACUUGGCAAGUUCUUUAACAGAGCCUUUCUCUGAACACGGAUGUGCAGACCUCUUCUGUAGGAGCCUGAAAGCCACUUCUCAACAUGAAUGUUCAUCCUCUCGACUAAAAGCUUCUGUCUGUAAACCAUUCCUUUUCCUCCUGAAAAAGAAAACAUCCAGCCCAGUAAAACUUGCUUUCAUAGAUAAUCUACAUCAUCUUUGCAAGCAUCUUGAUUUUAGGGAAGAUGAAACAGACGUAAAAGCAGUUCUCGAGACUUUGCUAAAUCUAAUGGAAGAUCCAGACAAGAAAGUUCGAGUGGCUUUUAGUGGAAAUAUCAAGCAUAUAUUGGGAUCCUUGGAGUCUGAAGAUGGAUUUAUAAAAGAGCUUUUUGUCUUAAGGAUGAAGGAAGCAUAUACACAUGCCCAAAUAUCAAGAAAUAACGAGUUGAAGGAUACCUUGAUUCUUACAACAGGGGAUAUUGGCAGGGCAGCAAAAGGAGAUUUGGUACCUUUUGCACUUCUGCACUUACUGCAUUGUUUACUAUCCAAGUCAGCGUCUGUCUCUGGAGCAGCAUACACAGAAAUUAGAGCUCUGGUUGCAGCUAAAAGUAUUAAACUGCAAAACUUUUUCAGUCAAUAUAAGAAACCCAUCUGUCAGUUUUUGGUAGAAUCCCUUCACUCCAGUCAGAUGACAGCACUUCCUAAUACUCCGUGCCAGAAUGUUGAGAUGAGAAAGCAAGAUGUGGCUCACCAGAGAGAAAUGGCUUUAAAUACUUUGUCUGAAAUUGCCAAUGUUUUUGACUUUCCUGACCUUAAUCGUUUCCUUACUAGGACAUUACAAGUUCUGCUCCCUGACCUUGCUGCCAAAGCAAGCCCUGCAGCUUCAGCUCUCAUUCGAACUUUAGGGAAGCAAUUAAAUGUCAAUCGUAGAGAGAUUUUAAUAAAUAACUUCAAAUAUAUUUUUUCUCAUUUGGUCUGUUCCUGUUCCAAAGAUGAAUUAGAACGUGCCCUUCAUUAUUUGAAGAAUGAAACAGAAAUUGAGCUGGGGAGCCUGUUGAGACAGGAUUUCCAAGGACUGCACAAUGAAUUAUUGCUGCGCAUUGGAGAACAUUAUCAACAGGUUUUCAAUGGCUUGUCAAUACUUGCCUCAUUUGCCUCAAGUGAUGAUCCAUAUCAGGGUCCAAGAGAUAUUAUAUCCCCUGAAUUAAUGGGGGAUUAUUUGCAGCCGAAGUUGUUGGGCAUUUUGGCAUUUUUUAACCUGCAGUUACUCAGCUCCAGUGUUGGCAUUGAAGAUAAGAAAAUGGCCUUGAACAGUCUGAUGUCUUUGAUGAAGUUGAUGGGACCCAAACAUGUCAGUUCUGUGAGGGUGAAGAUGAUGACGACUCUGAGAACUGGCCUUCGGUUCAAGGAUGAUUUUCCUGAGUUGUGUUGCAGGGCUUGGGACUGCUUUGUUCGUUGCCUAGAUCAUGCUUAUCUAGGCUCCCUUCUCAGUCAUGUGAUAGUAGCUUUGUUACCUCUCAUACACGUUCAGCCUAAAGAAACUGCUGCCAUAUUUCACUACCUCAUCAUUGAAAACAGGGAUGCUGUGCAAGACUUUCUUCAUGAAAUAUAUUUUUUACCUGAUCAUCCAGAACUAAAAACAAUAAAGGCAGUUCUCCAGGAAUACAGAAAGGAGACUUCUGAGAGCACUGAUCUUCAAACAACUCUUCAGCUUUCCAUGAAAGCAAUCCAACAUGAAAAUGUAGACGUUCGUAUUCAUGCUCUUACCAGCUUGAAGGAAACUUUGUAUAAAAAUCAGGAAAAAGUGAUAAAAUAUGCAACUGACAGUGAAACAGUAGAACCUGUUAUUUCACGGCUGGUGACGGUGCUUUUGAAAGGCUGCCAAGAUGCAAAUUCUCAAGCCCGAUUGCUCUGUGGGGAAUGUUUAGGGGAGCUGGGAGCAAUAGAUCCAGGUCGACUAGAUUUCUCAACAACUGAAACCCAAGGGAAAGAUUUUACCUUUGUGUCUGGAGUAGAAGAUUUGAGCUUUGCCCAUGGAUUAUUAAUGGAGCUAACAAGAGCUUACCUAGCAUAUGCAGAUAACAGUCGGGCUCAAGAUUCAGCUGCAUAUGCCAUCCAGGAGUUACUUUCUAUUUAUGAGUGCAGAGAAAUGCAGAAUAAUGGCCCUGGGCACCAAUUAUGGAGACGGUUUCCUGAACAUGUUCGGGAAAUACUGGAACCUCAUCUAAAUACCAGAUACAAGAGUUCUCAGAAGUCAACAGAUUGGUCUGGAGUAAAGAAGCCAAUUUACUUAAGUAAAUUAGGUAAUAAUUUUGCAGAAUGGUCAGCAUCUUGGGCUGGUUAUCUUAUAACAAAGGUACGACAUGAUCUAGCCAGUAAAAUCUUUACCUGCUGUAGCAUUAUGAUGAAGCACGACUUUAAGGUGACCAUCUAUCUUCUGCCUCAUAUUCUUGUCUAUGUUUUGUUGGGCUGUAAUCAAGAAGAUCAGCAGGAGGUUUAUACAGAAAUUAUGGCAGUUCUAAAGCAUGAUGAUCGGUGUACCAUAAGUACACAAGACAGUGCAUCUGAUCUGUGUCAGCUAAGCACACAGACUGUGUUCUCCAUGCUUGACCACCUCACCCAAUGGGCAAGGCACAAAUUUCAGGCACUGAAAGCUGAGAAAUGUCCACAGAGCAAAUCAAACAGGGACAGGAAGGAUUCAAUGGUAUCCUCUGUGGAUUAUGAAGACUACCAGAGUGUAACUCGUUUUCUAGACCUCAUACCUCAGGAUACUUUGGCCACGGCUUCCUUCCGCUCUAAAGCAUACACACGAGCUGUCAUGCACUUUGAAUCAUUUAUUACAGAAAAGAAGCAAAACAUUCAGGAGCAUCUUGGAUUUUUGCAGAAAUUGUAUGCUGCGAUGCAUGAACCAGAUGGUGUGGCUGGGGUUAGUGCACUUCGAACAGCAGAGCCAUCGCUGAAAGAACAGAUCCUUGAACAUGAAAGCAUUGGCUUGCUGAGGGAUGCCACUGCUUGUUAUGACCGAGCUAUUCAGCUAGAACCAGACCAGAUUAUUCAUUAUCAUGGUGUAGUGAAGUCUAUGUUAGGUCUUGGUCAGCUGUCUACUGUAAUCACUCAGGUGAAUGGAGUUCACGCUAACAGGUCUGAAUGGACAGAUGAAUUAAAUACGUACAGAGUGGAAGCAGCUUGGAAAUUGUCACAGUGGGAUUUGGUGGAAAGCUAUUUGGCAGCAGAUGGAAAAUCUACAACAUGGAGUGUCAGACUUGGACAGUUAUUGUUAUCAGCCAAAAAAAGAGACGCCUCAGCUUUCUGUGACACGCUGAAACUCGUGAGAGCAGAGCAGAUCGUCCCUCUUUCAGCUGCAAGCUUCGAAAGAGGCUCUUACCAACGAGGAUAUGAAUACAUUGUGAGGUUGCAUAUGUUGUGUGAGUUGGAGCACAGCAUCAAACCACUUUUUCAGCAAUCUCUAGAUGUUAGUGCUCAAGAAGAGUCUCUAAACUGGGUAGCACGACUAGAAAUGACCCAGAAUUCCUACAGAGCUAAGGAACCCAUCCUUGCCCUCCGGAGGACUUUAUUAAGUCUCAACAAAAGAUCCGAUUACAGUGAAAUGGUUGGAGAAUGCUGGCUGCAGAGUGCCAGAGUAGCAAGAAAAGCAGGUCAUCACCAAACCGCCUACAACGCUUUGCUCAAUGCGGGAGAAUCACGGCUCGCGGAACUGUAUGUGGAAAGGGCAAAGUGGCUAUGGUCUAAGGGUGAUGUUCACCAGGCACUAAUUGUUCUUCAGAAGGGUGUUGAGUUAUGUUUUCCUGAAAGUCCAGCACCAACUGAGAGCAAGGACAUGUUAAUCCAUGGUCGAGCUAUAUUACUAGUAGGACGAUUUAUGGAAGAAACUGCUAACUUUGAAAGCAAUGCAAUUAUGAAAAAAUAUAAGGAUGUGACCUUGGUCCUACCGGAGUGGGAAGAUGGACAUUUUUACCUUGCAAAAUACUAUGACAAAUUGAUGCCCAUGGUCACAGACAAUAAAAUGGAAAAACAAGGUGAUCUCAUCCGGUAUAUAGUACUUCAUUUUGGAAGGUCUCUACAGUAUGGAAAUCAGUUCAUUUAUCAGUCAAUGCCACGAAUGCUAUCACUAUGGCUUGAUUUUGGUGCUAAGGCAUAUGAGUGGGAAAAAGCUGGCCGCUCUGAUCGUGUCCAAAUGAGAAAUGACUUGAGCAAAAUAAACAAGGUGAUCACAGAGCACACAAGUUAUUUAGCACCAUAUCAGUUUUUGACUGCCUUCUCACAGUUAAUUUCCCGAAUUUGUCAUUCUUAUGAUGAAGUUUUUGAGGUCUUGAUGGAAAUUAUAGCAAAAGUGUUUUUGGCCUAUCCUCAGCAAGCAAUGUGGAUGAUGACAGCUGUAUCAAAGUCUUCUUAUCCCAUGCGUGUGAACAGAUGCAAGGAAAUACUAAAUAAAGCUAUUCGUUUGAAAAAGUCCUUAGAAAAGUUUGUUGGAGAUGCAACUCGCCUCACAGAUAAGCUUCUAGAACUGUGCAAUAAACAGGUUGAUGGAAGUAGUUCUACGUUAAGCAUGAGCACUCAUUUUAGAAUGCUUAAAAAGCUGGUAGAAGAAGCAACGUUUAGUGAAGUCCUCAUUCCUUUACAGUCAGUUAUGAUACCAACUCUACCUUCAAUUCUGGGCACCCAUGCAAACCAUGAACCAUUUCCUGGACAUUGGGCCUAUAUUGCAGGCUUUGAUGAUAUGGUGGAAAUUCUUGCUUCUCUUCAAAAGCCAAAGAAAAUCUCUUUAAAAGGAUCAGAUGGAAAGUUCUAUAUCAUGAUGUGUAAGCCAAAAGAUGACCUGAGAAAAGAUUGUAGACUAAUGGAAUUCAAUUCCUUGAUUAAUAAGUGCUUAAGAAAAGAUGCAGAAUCUCGUAGAAGAGAACUCCAUAUCCGAACAUACGCAGUUAUUCCACUGAAUGAUGAAUGUGGGAUUAUUGAAUGGGUCAACAACACUGCUGGCUUGAGACCUAUUCUAACCAAACUAUAUAAAGAAAAGGGAGUGUACAUGACAGGAAAGGAACUUCGCCAGUGCAUGCUACCAAAGGCAGCAGCAUUAUCUGAAAAACUCAAAGUAUUCCAGGAAUUUCUUCUGCCUAGACAUCCUCCAAUUUUUCAUGAGUGGUUUCUUAGAACCUUUCCUGAUCCAACAUCAUGGUAUAGUAGCAGAUCAGCAUAUUGCCGUUCCACAGCAGUCAUGUCAAUGGUUGGCUAUAUCCUGGGGCUUGGAGACCGUCAUGGAGAAAACAUUCUCUUUGAUUCUUUGACUGGUGAAUGUGUACAUGUAGAUUUCAACUGUCUCUUCAAUAAGGGAGAAACCUUUGAAGUUCCAGAAAUUGUACCAUUUCGCCUGACUCAUAAUAUGGUUAAUGGAAUGGGUCCUAUGGGAACAGAAGGUCUUUUUCGAAGAGCUUGUGAAGUUACAAUGAGGUUGAUGCGUGAUCAGAGGGAACCUUUAAUGAGUGUCCUAAAGACUUUUCUACAUGAUCCUCUUGUGGAGUGGAGUAAACCAGUAAAAGGGAAUUCCAAAACACCAAUUAAUGAAACUGGGGAAGUUGUCAAUGAAAAGGCCAAGACUCAUGUUCUUGACAUUGAGCAGCGAUUACAAGGUGUAAUCAAGACUCGAAAUAGAGUGACAGGGCUGCCAUUGUCGAUUGAAGGACAUGUGCAUUACCUCAUACAAGAAGCUACUGAUGAAAAUUUACUAUGCCAAAUGUACCUCGGUUGGACACCUUAUAUGUGAAAUGAAUUUACUUCAAAGGAUAUGUUUGUCAUGUAAAAUUACUGCAUUUGGUAUUAAUUGGUUGUAUCUAUUUCCAAGGCACAACAUCAUUUAUAUUCUUAGCACAACUCAUGUUAUUUCUUGAUUGUUAAUAUGUAAAAUAGUAUGUUAUUAAGAAAUAAAUGACUUUUUUAA
This is a messenger RNA of Echinops telfairi (small Madagascar hedgehog), 8131 nucleotides long. It is a transcript of the gene ATR, whose product is annotated as ATR serine/threonine kinase. Gene Ontology annotation, molecular function: protein binding; protein serine/threonine kinase activity. Lineage: Eukaryota; Metazoa; Chordata; Mammalia; Afrosoricida; Tenrecidae. The transcript is spliced from 47 exons. Gene Ontology annotation, cellular component: nucleus. Bases 23 to 7957 code for a protein of 2644 amino acids. The record is from RefSeq and is a predicted model, not a curated record. Gene Ontology annotation, biological process: DNA damage checkpoint signaling; protein phosphorylation; telomere maintenance.